CUCGACACGUCACGUAUGUGCGUAUAAAUGGCCCCAGCGUGGUCUUGUGAUUAGGGAACUAGGAGUGACUAGGACUGCUGGUAUACGCGUAUUUGUAACGUCAGCGAGCUCACCUGUGUGAUGGAUUUCCGUGUUGUGUGUGUCGCCUUCCUGCCUCUGCUGCUGCUGGGACUCUCGCACGCAGAGAAGGUGAACUUCGUAGAUUGUGGUUCAGAUGUUGGGAAAGUAAGUGAGGUUAAUGUUGUUCCCUGCCCACAACAGCCAUGCCAGCUUCACAAAGGACAGUCCUACACUGUAAAUGUGACCUUUGCCAGUGAAACUGACAGUAAGACGAGCAAAGCUGUGGUCCAUGGCGUGAUUGCUGGCGUCCCUGUCCCCUUUUCAAUCCCUAAUGAUGAUGGCUGCAAGUCUGGAAUCCAGUGCCCUAUUCAGAAUCAGAAAACCUACAGUUAUGUCAAUCAGCUUCCUGUUAAAACGGAGUACCCUUCAAUUAGACUGGUUGUGAAAUGGGAACUUGAAGAUGACUCCAGUAAAGACUUCUUCUGCAUCAAGUUUCCAGUCCAGAUUGUCAGCUGAAGGUUGACUCUUGUGUUUUUUUUUUUUGUUUGUUUGUUUUUUUUAAAUGACCAUAAAUUUUUAGAAAUGAUAACCUUUUUUAUAAUUUCUAAUUGUUAAUGAACACCUGUUUUAAACAUCAAGAAAAUAUCUACUGCUUUAUGGUUAAAGUAAUUCUGUUAAUGUUUUAAGUAAUGAUUAAAAGAACGUUGAAAUGCAUUUUUCAGAUUGCGGCUAUUCAGUGGUAAUUAAGAUUCUAUCACAGUGUCUAAUUUUUAAUAUUUAACCUCACAUAUUUUGAUAUGUCUGAAAUAAAGAACCUUUUUAUUGUUA
Messenger RNA from Clarias gariepinus (North African catfish), 888 nucleotides. RefSeq names its product NPC intracellular cholesterol transporter 2-like. The transcript is spliced from 5 exons. The record is from RefSeq and is a predicted model, not a curated record. Gene Ontology annotation, molecular function: cholesterol binding. Gene Ontology annotation, biological process: intracellular cholesterol transport; cholesterol efflux. The coding region runs from base 121 to 576 and encodes 151 amino acids. NCBI's taxonomy places the organism in Eukaryota, Metazoa, Chordata, Actinopteri, Siluriformes, Clariidae.